AUGGAGGGUGUGACAGAUUUACAUAAGAUUACCUCCGACUCCGAGAUUGAGCUUAUCAAUUCUGCAAAGGCAAAACAAAUGACGAGUGUUACAAAUGGAAAACGAGCUCCAGCUUUAGGACAAGCUAGUCGUGUAUGGGAGCGUGGUCGAUUACGAGUUGGGAAAGUUUAUAGUGGUGAUAAUGUUCUGAAAUUAAGUGAAGAUGUUGGUAGAGCUGAUCAAGGGUGGAAACCAGGAGGAUUAUUGUGGCAUGCGAGAAUGAUUUUGGAGUUUAUGCUAUUCAAGUACAAAGAACCACAUGCAAUUGUUUUCUUAUCAUUUCAAGGGUUAAAUCAAACAGAUAUAGAGGAGAUAGUGUGGUUGUUAAUAAGGGAAAAUGACAAAGUGAAUGGUUCUGAUUGUGAGAUACAAGCUGUGUUCGAGGUUCUUAUAAUGGUGAAUCACUUCAGUUUGGGAGUUGAAUUUCGUAUGGAUAACGUUGUGCUCAUCGAAAAUCCUGUCAAGAUUAUGUAUUCAGUUUGGGAGCAGCAUGAACUCUCUAUACUAGAGAACCUAAAGUUGGACUUAAUGCAGAGUUUCAGUUACAUGUUAGGUGAAUUUGUGAGACUCGUAGUGACAGUGUUUUCUGCAGUUAUCAUUGCUGGCAUGAAGCCUCACACGAAGCACAAAUGGAGGGAAGGUAGAGUUGAUGCUCUCAAAGGAGCUUAUCCUGUCACAAUCAAAGUGGAGCUCCCUGCCAAUCAUUUGGCUCCAUUUCUCAUGUAUGAGAUGUUUCAUUCUCCUAGGCCAUCGGAGCUGGUUAUCACUAUAUAUUUUCUUCUCAAACCAGCUGGUCGAACAAUAUUGUGGUUAGGUGCUAUCUUGACUGGAGAUACUACGUCGAAAGGCAUGAUGGAAGGAAGAGAUAUCCCUAUGCUGCUUAAUUCUUUGUGGUUAUUUGAUGGAAGAACACAGCAACGGUUUGACAAGACGAAGAGAACGAUCUGUUGGAGUGGUUUAUUUAGGUCUCUACAAGGCUGCCUAUGA
This is a messenger RNA of Microthlaspi erraticum, 1026 nucleotides long. The record is from the annotation of a GenBank genome assembly. Lineage: Eukaryota; Viridiplantae; Streptophyta; Magnoliopsida; Brassicales; Brassicaceae.